This is a messenger RNA of Daucus carota subsp. sativus, 2771 nucleotides long. RefSeq lists its product as uncharacterized. Bases 146 to 2425 code for a protein of 759 amino acids. NCBI's taxonomy places the organism in Eukaryota, Viridiplantae, Streptophyta, Magnoliopsida, Apiales, Apiaceae. The transcript is spliced from 10 exons. The record is from RefSeq and is a predicted model, not a curated record.
UUUACUGCUAAAAGUUAGGGGAUUCAAUUUAUUGCUAAUUUGGGUUUCAAUUGGGGGUUUUAGUUUGGGCGUUUCGAUUGGAGUUGAAGUUCGAAGUUCUUCGAUUGCUAAAAGUUUGCUUAGGGUUUCGACUGAGCUCAUCAGGAUGGAUGAUGAUUGUUUCCAUGUCAGGUUUCAUCACAAGGGGAAAUUUCAUAAUAGUACUUACGUUGGAGGAGAACAAACUGUUUUUAAGUAUGUCGAGCGUGAUAGAUGGUCUUACACCGUACUAAUGGAGUAUGUUAAGGAUGAUCUAGGAUACUCUGAAAUAGGAGGGAUAUAUACAAGGAAAGAAGGGUGGAAAUUAUGCUCCAAUGAUGCAGACCUUUCUGAAUUUGAUAAACUAGCAAAAAAUGGAGACUACUUGGAUUUUUAUAUUGACAACAUGGUCGAUAAUAAAGUCCAGCCACUGAAACAGAUGCAACCACAUGUGGUGAUGCGACCAAGGCCAAAUAUAUUCACAGCUAAAAACCCAGUGAAACGGACAUUUGUGACCACUCACCAACUCCAACAACAAAAAAACAAGAAGGCAUCUGAUGUACUCCACAGUCCUCGGAAAUCAGCACGUCUUAAAAAUCCACAAGAAGUCAACAGCCCUCGGAGGUCUACACGACUGAAUCAGUUGAACAGUCCCAAGAAGUCAUCACGACUGAAUGAUCAAGAGGUUAACAGUCUUCCAAAACUAACACGGCCAGAUAAUCAAAAUGUUGAUGAUGCAACUUUGGAUUUGAAAAUUUCAAGUGUGAAGAGGAAAUUGGAUUUGCAAAAUGCACCAAAUGAAGAGGAAAUUAUGGGAGAAAAUGAAUUUCAAGAGCUACCUCCUCCACCCCCCCUCACAGAUUAUGAAAAAAAGAGAGCUAUUAAUAUCACCACUAAUAAUCAAGUGUACAAGACACUAGGUUUGCCCACAAUAGCAACAAAUCUUAGAGCUGAGAUGAAAGGAAAAAGUAAAAGAAAUUACACUGUUCAAGAAGAAGGCUCUGAAUAUGAUCCUGGAGCAGAGGAAAAUAAUGAAGUUGAUGAUGGCGAAGAAACAAGAAAGAGAUCUAAAAAGGAAUUGAAAAGAAAGCAUCCUAGCGGUGGACCAACAACUCGUUCAAGAUCCAAUGUGAGAACUGCCCCUCAGAAGGAUGCAUCAACCAAGGCACCACAUUCCUCGGUGCUGGUAGAGCCUGCUGCACAAAUCCAGCUUCCACAAAUUGAAGGAGUAGGAACAAUGGCUGCUUAUGUAGCUAUGCGGAAGCGUCAACAGACUAAAACUGCUGAGAAAAAUGCUGCAAUUGCUAGUGGCAGUGGAACCGCAAAUGAGCAAGUUGAUGGAGAGGAUGUCUUGCCUGAUAUUGGUGAAGAAAUUGAAGAAGUUGAAGUUCCCAAAAGGAAACGAGGACAAACAAUUAUGAAUAGAGUUCAUACAAGGCCCUUUGACAAAAGAAUUGUCUUGGACAUGAAUGAGGAUUUCCAACCUGUUUCUGAUAAUGACAAAGUUGUGUCUGAAUUUGGUCAAUUUUUGGGGACAUUGAAGAAGUGUGUGCCACUUACUUACAAAUCAUGGAAAGAUGUUCCUGAAAAUUUGAAAACCACUUUGUUGAAUUAUGUCAAGCAACGAUACAUAUUUCCCGAAGAGUUAGAUAGUUGGGUGAUGAGGUCAAUUAAUUUAGACUGGAAGGGGUACAAGAGUCGUACCAAAACAAAAUAUUAUACUGCUUAUGCCACUGACGAUGAAAGGUUAGAAAAAAGGCCCGACGAAAUUCCACUCGAGGAAUUCAAAUUGUUGUUACAGUAUUGGGGAGAUAAGGAGAUUCAGCGCAAGGCCAGGAUAAAUGCCGAGAGUCGGCAUAUGUAUGUAGACACACACACUGCUGGUACAAAAUUAUUUUCACAACUUCGACAUAAGAUGGUAAACAAUUCAGACGCAGCAGUUUUUGUCAAGACUCGUACGAGAAAACCUGAUCGCGAGUAUAAAACUGAGGGAAAAGUAUCUAAAUUCAUAAUUGACAAAAUAGAAAAAGUUCUGGGAAAGGAUUUAUCAGGACCAACAGAUGGGGUCGAUGAACUUCUGUUGGAUGCAAAAGGACAUGGUCCUUCUUGGCUUGUAGGGAGAUGUUUCAAGCCUGCCAAAGGUUUUGGUCCGACAAAGUCGCAAAUCAGUGACUUAACAACAAAGAUCAGGCAAGAAGUUGCUGAAGAAAUGGACGACAAGAUGAAGAAGCAACAAGAAGAAGUUGAAGCAAAGAUGAACAAGAUGCACGAGAACUUUGCUUGGAUGCUGAGGAAACUAGGGGAAGCAAACCCUAGCAUCAACAUCAAUAUGGCAGAACUAUGUGCCACAAUUUCAAGUGACCAUGAUGAUGGAACUCCUAUUACCGGAGGAGGUGCUACUAAUUAGUCAGCUGUUUAUAUCUACUGCACUUCUUUGCUUUUCUAUCAGUACUAAGUUGUCUAAGAAUUUGAAGUUUGUAACUUUAAUUGUUUAAGACUUUUGUUCUGCUUGUUUAUGGUUGGAUGGUUAUGGUAGGAUGUUGAUGGUAGGAUGGUGAAGGUAGGAUGGUGGUGGUGUUUAUUUUGGGUUGGACUGAAUGUAGUUGGAUGUAUGGUUAUGAACUGAAUGUUGCUUGUGUUUGCUUUAAGACUAUUGUCUUACUUAAUGGGAAAUGAAUAUUUACAAACAAAUCCUGCCAAAUUUUUUUCCUAAAAGUGGACCCCACUACAAUCUGAACAGAAUGUCAAGCCCA